This is a messenger RNA of Drosophila busckii, 2448 nucleotides long. It is a transcript of the gene Pof, whose product is annotated as protein painting of fourth. Lineage: Eukaryota; Metazoa; Arthropoda; Insecta; Diptera; Drosophilidae. The record is from RefSeq and is a predicted model, not a curated record. The transcript is spliced from 5 exons. The coding region runs from base 65 to 1630 and encodes 521 amino acids. Gene Ontology annotation, molecular function: RNA binding.
UCAAAGUAUCACUCAUUUUAAUUGCUGUUCAACACUAGGUUUUAUUCAAUUUUAUACAAAAGAUAUGGAUUUGAAACUAUUGGCCGUUUCACAAAAAACAGGCUUAGGGGAUGGACCGGAUGCCAAGCGUGUAAUCCAUCAGAAUGAAAACAAUGAAGAUAAAGAUCAAGAGCUGCAUAUGGAUGCAGCCGUCGCACAGUCGGAUCCAGCUGAGGAUAAAGACACGGAUAAGGACAGUGAUUUUAUGAGUAUGGUCGUAGAACGCGGGAGUCUGUUGCCCUCGAACCACGUGCCAGCUUAUACAGGUAAUGGCUGCGAGUCAACGUAUUUGCCUCAGCAGGCGCCUGCAGGCGGUCAACUGCUACCUUGGAUACCAUUUACGGGAGCUCCACCUAAUGAUGUGGCUACUCAAUUUGAAGACAAAACCAUAGAACUCAAGCUAAACAGGAAAAAUAUUAAGCUUAAUCGCAAGGAACAGUACCAGGUGCGUCGACAGAAUGCACUUCGUGCAUUGGCAUUGGAACGUGAGCUGUCUACAAAGACAUCGCCGACACCCACGCUGCUUAUACGUUUUCCUGAUCCAGAGAUUAAGCUUUCUACGGUCACAGACCUCUCACAGAGCAUCAGGGAUGUUGUGUUCCCAGUAUCCAUGGCACAGCGCUAUUGCAUGGUGCAUCUGAAACCCGAUGUGGAUAUAGAGCGCACAAUUGAGGAUAUAAAACGCAUGCGUUUUGGACAAGGCCGCUUGCAUGCUGAGCUGAAGACCUUCACCGAUGACGAACAGGCAGAUUGCAUUGAUCCGUGCUCGCUGUAUGUCAGCAAUAUACCGUUCAACAUGAAUGCCGCUGAGAUAAAGGCGUUUCUAAAUUCCAUGCGUGUUGAUAUUGGCGUCAUGAAGCGUCAAAAGCGUGCGCGCUAUGCCUUUGUACGUUACCCAACCGCCGAGUUGGCCAUGGAAGCCUUCAGAACGCUGACAAGCAAAACGUUACAGAAUCGCAUACUAACUGUGCGAUAUAGGCGCUUACGCAAGCGCAUGGGACCUUCGACAUCUGGCUCGCCGGGCGGCACCUCCUCGCAGACUAUUGACACUAUUGUAACGGAUGAAGACACAGCUGAGUGCAGCGUAAUCUCGCCACCACCUGCUGAAUCUAUUACCAUCAGUGAUAGUGAGGAACACUGCUCGAAUGACAGCGUAGGCAGCAUAUGCAUUGAGCACAAGCAAAUGGGCAAGGGCAAACUAAACGAAUUCAAUAAGAAAUUUCAAAAACUACAGCGGCAAAUGGCAGAACAGGCGGCGCUGAUUAAAAACCUCCAAGAGAGCGUUGUCGGUCGUGUGAAAAUUGAAGCGCAGUCUGAUCUAACUACGGACAAGUCCUCAAUGGUGCCACGAUCCAUUUCUCCUUGCUCCAGCUAUGAAAUCAAAAUGGCAAAUGACUACUUGGGCGUGGCUCAAAGCACUCUGAAUACGGUUUCGCCACAUUCCAGCAAAGCCCCCAAACUGCCCAUUGAUGGCAUGGAGUCUGCUGUAAAAUCAAACAAUUGUUUUGGCUGGCUGUUUUCAGGCCUUGGACGUCGCCGCAGCUUUAGGAUUGAUCCCACCACCAAUACAAACACUCAAGCUACCAAUUAAGCUAUCCCAAAGCAAAUAUUAGAGGAACGCUCAAAAUUCUAUGUCCAUUGAGAAAAUAUUUUAUAAGUCAACGAUUUGUAUAAAUUUUGUACCAACCGGGAGCGUAGUGGUUUCUAUGCGACUAUUUUCGUUUGUUUAUUUUGUAUACUUUUCGAUCACGCGUUUCGCAUACAAUUUUAUAAAAUUAUUACACAAUAAUUAUGAUUGUAAUAAUAGUAGUAUGUAAAUAAAAUUAUAUUUCGGUUUUAAAUAUUAAACCCGAAAAAUAUCGCUUAAGUAUCACUUAGAUAUAAAUUAGUAUGAAAUGUGAUAAUGAAAUAGUGAAAAUACUUUAAUGCAACGUCUACAUAGUUUCUUGUAUAUGUAUGUGUACAUAUUUUAAUUGACAGCACUUACUGCUCAACUCGUAUCAUUAGUAGUAAGUUUAACAAGUAAGAACUAAACUAUAUUACGCUUCAUUUGAAAUUUUCAUUCAUGUGGUAUGUAUAUGGCUCGUUAUACUUAAUAUCGCAAUUGUCAUAUUUCAAGAACAUCAUAUAUUAUGCUAUGACAUGACUAAUUUCUGUUUGAUCAGUUCCUUUCUAUUUACUCUUUGUUGUGGAAUGUAAUAAAUAUUUAAGGUUCAUUUACAUAAGUUACUCGUAUUUACACACAACAACAAUAUUUAAGGCACCCGAUUAAGCAUUGCUCAAAUGAUAUGGUAUGCAUAUGCAUACUUCCGUUACAAUUUAUUCGAAUUGUGUAUGAACCGUUUUCUAGGCACUAGUGUAGUAUGUGAUGAGGCAGCCAACCAAUUUUGGUAAAAAUAAACAAAAAAA